Pediculus humanus corporis (human body louse) is the source of this 708-nucleotide messenger RNA. Its product is annotated as Low density lipoprotein receptor adapter protein 1-B, putative. The record is from RefSeq and is a predicted model, not a curated record. Lineage: Eukaryota; Metazoa; Arthropoda; Insecta; Psocodea; Pediculidae. The transcript has 5 exons. Bases 1 to 708 code for a protein of 235 amino acids.
AUGUUGUUCGAAUUAUACGAUGAAAAAACAUUAGCAGAAACAUUUGAUACGGAAACUCCUGUGACGUCGGAAUCAUCUGAAGAUGAAGUCAUGUUCAGAGCGAAAUAUUUGGGGAGCACAUUAGUUGAAAAAGCAUCAAGCGAAGAAACAACAGCAGAAGCAAUAAAAACAAUAUUAUCAAUGUCAAAAGUCGGUGGUAAAAAAUUACAAAGAGUUAUUGUUUUUCUCGGUCUUCAAGGUAUAAAAGUCGUUAAUAUUCCAACGGAAGAAAUUCAUUUAGAUAUAUCCAUAUACAGUAUUUCAUAUUGUUCGGCCGAUGCAUCACACAGUCAGGUAUUUGCCUUCAUUGCAACAAACGAUAACAACACAAUGGAAUGCCACGCUUUUCUUUGUCCAAAAAGGAAAACGGCUCAAGUGAUGUCGUUAACUCUCGCAAAAGUUUUUCGAAAUGCUUACGAUCUUCUUGCGGAUGAUAUACAUAAAGCCAAACUCAUUAUAUCAACGGAUGAUGAUGGAAAUUCUAGAAGAAAAGAAAAAUUAGACAAUGAUUUAUUAUUAAAUAGGAAAAAUGAUUAUAAUAAUAAAGUAACGGAAACGGCGCUUUUGAUUGAUUUUAAAACGGAAAUAAGUAGAAACAGGAUAAAAACAUGGGAAUCUUUUGAUGAUGAUGAUGAUGAAACGUCGGAUAAAAUGAAUUAUUCCAAGUAA